CAGCUGGUGUGUACAACCCGAAAAAGGCUCCCUUCGCCGUUUCCGCCAAAGCUGUCCUUCACAUGAAACAUGGCUUCUAUACGUUUGGCUUCAAGUCUCCUUUCCAAAAGGAUAUUAUCCUCCAAAACUAACGCUGCCUCUCUUGGUGCUACCAAAUGUUCCCGGGACUUUCAUUUUUCGAUUUAUGGCAAGAAGAACAAUGCCAAAGUGUCAAAUGAUAUUUCCACCCAGUACCCUGUGGUGGACCAUGAAUUCGAUGCAGUGGUCGUCGGGGCCGGUGGAGCAGGAUUAAGAGCAGCCUUCGGUCUAUCUGAGGCUGGGUUCAACACAGCCUGUAUAACCAAGCUCUUCCCAACCAGGUCGCACACAGUUGCUGCACAGGGUGGCAUCAAUGCAGCUCUUGGGAACAUGGAGGGUGACGACUGGAGAUGGCAUUUCUACGACACUGUAAAGGGAUCCGAUUGGCUUGGAGACCAGGAUGCUAUUCACUACAUGACAGAACAGGCCCCCGCUGCUGUAGUGGAGCUGGAGAACUUCGGCAUGCCGUUCAGCCGUACCGAGGACGGCAAGAUCUACCAGAGAGCCUUCGGGGGUCAGAGUCUCAAGUUCGGCAAGGGAGGCCAGGCCCACCGCUGCUGCUGUGUGGCCGACAGGACAGGACACUCCCUGCUGCACACGCUCUACGGACGGUCCCUGCGUUAUGACACCAGUUACUUUGUGGAGUACUUCGCCCUGGACCUGCUGAUGGAGGACGGCGAGUGUAAGGGCGUGAUCGCCCUCUGCAUGGAGGACGGCUCCAUCCACCGCUUCCGCUCCAAGAACACCGUCAUCGCCACCGGGGGUUACGGUCGCACCUUCUUCAGCUGCACCUCCGCCCACACCAGCACAGGGGACGGUAACGCCAUGGUGACCAGGGCUGGCCUGCCCUGCCAGGACCUGGAGUUUGUGCAGUUCCAUCCCACCGGUAUCUAUGGCGCGGGCUGCCUGAUCACAGAGGGUUGCCGUGGCGAGGGCGGAAUCCUUAUCAACAGCGAGGGGGAGCGCUUCAUGGAGCGCUACGCGCCCAACGCCAAAGACCUGGCCUCCCGAGACGUCGUCUCCCGCUCCAUGACCAUCGAGAUCCGAGAGGGCAGGGGGGUGGGACCCGAUAAGGACCACGUCCACCUCCAGCUGCACCACCUCCCGCCCCAGCAGCUGGCCACCAGGCUGCCGGGCAUCUCGGAGACGGCCAUGAUCUUCGCCGGGGUGGACGUCACCAAGGAGCCCAUCCCCGUGCUGCCCACGGUGCACUACAACAUGGGCGGUGUGCCCACCAACUACAAAGGACAGGUGAUCACUCACUCCGACGGCGUGGACCAUGUGGUGCCGGGCCUGUACGCCUGCGGGGAAGCGGCCUGUGCCAGCGUCCACGGGGCCAACCGCCUGGGCGCCAACUCGCUGCUGGACCUGGUGGUGUUCGGCCGAGCCUGCGCCCUCACCAUCGCCGAGGAGGACAAGCCCGGAGAGCAGCUGUCCCCUCUGAAGCCCAACGCAGGGGAGGAGUCUGUGGCCAACCUGGACAAGCUCCGCUACGCCGACGGAUCCAUGAGGACGUCGGAGAUCAGGCUCAACAUGCAGAAGACGAUGCAGAACCACGCCGCCGUGUUCCGUACCGGCUCCGUCCUGAAGGAGGGCUGUGACAAGCUGGACGCCGUGUACCAGACCCUGGACGACAUCAAGACCUUCGACCGAGGCAUCGUGUGGAACACAGAUCUGGUGGAGUCCCUUGAGCUGCAGAACCUGAUGCUGAACGCCACCCAGACCAUCCACGGUGCCGAGCAGAGGAAGGAGAGCAGGGGGGCACACUCCCGAGAGGACUUCAAGGACCGUAUGGACGAGUACGACUACACCAAGCCCCUGCAGGGCCAGGAGAAGAAACCCUUCGAGGAACACUGGAGGAAGCACACGCUUUCCUACGUUGACCCAAAGACUGGCAAGGUCACGCUGGAGUACCGCCCUGUGAUUGACGCCUCCCUGGACGAACAGGCUUGUGCUGCCAUUCCCCCCGCCAUCCGCUCCUAUUAAGCCCCCCCCCCCCCCACAAACACACAUCAUCCCUCCGCUUUGUCCUCAAGCACAGCAUCUCAUAACUCAACUACCUAUUCAGCUAUUAAACGUCCCUUUGGAAAUGUACUCCUGAGCUAACUUAUGAUUUUGCUUUAAUUUUUGCUCCUACUCUUUGACGGUUUGUAUCAUUCUGAUAUAUAUGCCUUUUUAAUUUAAAAGCUUUCAGCGGCAGAUACUGAAAUGGUAAACAGUGGAACGGUAUUCAUCUUUGAUUCGUUAAUCUACCAUUGAUCGUGAAUGGUAGACACAUCAGCUGUUUUUGUAAGGUGUUGGUUUCCUUUGAUUUGCUGUUUCAUGGACAGGGAUUGCUAAUAACAUCUUGCCAAUGUUUGUUCUUUGAAAUGCACGCUGAUGGUGUUGUGAGUAUUGUUGAUUUAGUGUAAAUAUCUGACGUAGUGUCAUAUGACAAUGUAGGGGGUAGAUUUCUCUCAGUCACUAUUAUUGCCUUCUGUGCGUUGUGUAACGCAACAAAUUGCUGUGCAUGCAUGCUCUAAGGGACAACAAGCUCAUUGUUGAUAUAUAUAUAUAUAUAAAAUAAGACUUUGUUUUGACAUUAUAUAAACAAGUUGUGUUAAUGUCUGAAUUACAUUUUUUUGUCUGGCAUGUUGAUUAUUUCUUCGCAAAUAUUUGUACUUAAAUGUUGAAUAAAGGGAACCCUACACUUUGA
Gadus morhua (Atlantic cod) is the source of this 2773-nucleotide messenger RNA. RefSeq names its product succinate dehydrogenase complex, subunit A, flavoprotein (Fp) (gene sdha). The coding region runs from base 70 to 2064 and encodes 664 amino acids. Gene Ontology annotation, cellular component: respiratory chain complex II (succinate dehydrogenase). Gene Ontology annotation, biological process: mitochondrial electron transport, succinate to ubiquinone; tricarboxylic acid cycle. Lineage: Eukaryota; Metazoa; Chordata; Actinopteri; Gadiformes; Gadidae. The record is from RefSeq and is a predicted model, not a curated record. The transcript has 15 exons. Gene Ontology annotation, molecular function: electron transfer activity; flavin adenine dinucleotide binding; succinate dehydrogenase (quinone) activity.